AUGGCUCCUGAACUUGUUAGUGCCGCAACCAAGCCCACCACAGGUCUAGUCAAGGCUGCUAGUCUCUCUAGCCGUGCCUACGUUACCUUCUUGGCUGGUAACGGUGACUAUGUGAAAGGCGUGGUUGGAUUGGCUAAGGGGUUGAGAAAGGUGAAAACUGCUUACCCUCUUGUUGUAGCGGUUCUGCCAGAUGUUCCAGAGGAGCAUCGCCGUAUAUUGGUUUCCCAGGGUUGUAUUGUUCGUGAGAUCGGGCCAGUUUAUCCACCGGAGAACCAAACCCAGUUUGCUAUGCCUUAUUAUGUCAUCAACUACUCCAAACUUCGUAUCUGGGAGUUUGUGGAGUACAGCAAAAUGAUAUACUUGGAUGGAGAUAUCCAAGUGUUUGACAAUAUUGACCACCUCUUUGAUAUGCCAAAUGGUUACUUUUAUGCUGUCAUGGAUUGCUUCUGCGAGAAAACUUGGAGCCACAGCCCCCAAUUCAAAAUAGGAUACUGCCAACAGUGCCCAAAUAAGGUCCAGUGGCCGGCUGAGUUGGGACCCAAGCCUCCUCUCUACUUCAAUGCUGGGAUGUUUGUCUAUGAGCCCAACCUCUCCAUCUAUGAUGAUCUCUUACAGACCCUCAAAGUCACUCCUCCUACUUCUUUUGCUGAGCAGGAUUUUUUGAACAUGUUCUUUAGGGAUAUCUAUAGGCCAAUUCCUCCAAUUUACAACUUGGUCUUGGCCAUGUUGUGGCGCCACCCUGUGAACAUCGAGCUUGAAAAAGUGAAAGUUGUUCACUAUUGUGCUGCAGGUUCAAAGCCAUGGAGGUACACUGGCGAAGAAGAGAACAUGGAUAGGGAAGACAUUAAAAUGUUGGUGAAGCAGUGGUGGGAUAUAUAUAACGAUGAGUCACUAGACUACAAGAGGACCAAUGCAGAGGCUGAAGGUGUGAACAAUUUUACAUCGGUGCUUUCGGAGGGUGGUGUUGUUUACUAUGCUACUGCCCCCUCUGCCGCUUAGACAUUUAUGGUUUUGUUUUAGAUUAUAUGGGUUGAAGUACAUAAAUUUAUGAGGGGUGUCAAUACGAAUUGUUCGUCUUUGUGAUUAAAGGUUGUGAUUAGGAGGACGAGUCUGGCAUUUUCUCUUGCACAAAUUGUUAUUUGGGAUUAAACAUACUUUGAAG
Molecule: messenger RNA, 1162 nt
Organism: Ilex paraguariensis (yerba mate)
Lineage: Eukaryota; Viridiplantae; Streptophyta; Magnoliopsida; Aquifoliales; Aquifoliaceae
Source: the annotation of a GenBank genome assembly